Messenger RNA from Acanthoscelides obtectus, 219 nucleotides. Lineage: Eukaryota; Metazoa; Arthropoda; Insecta; Coleoptera; Chrysomelidae. The record is from the annotation of a GenBank genome assembly.
AUGCUUGCUUCCAAGCCUAUCCAGUACCAUAUCACAGAUCUCACGUUGAAGCAGAGGAGACGCGAAUUAGUCCCGCGUUCCUCAACCCCUGUAGGAGGCAGGGGAAAUCGACUGAGUUGGACGUUGUCUGGCCCAGUGGGUUGCACAAUCUCCAAACCCGCUCUGGCGACGAGUUUGGGACUUAUCAGUGACCGUCUCGAAGAAACCUGGAUUGUAUGA